CCCAAUGUUUUGUUUCUGUUCCGGAUAGCUUACGUUGAGACUUUUCUACUUGCUACAGCGUGUGUAAAAACACAACUUUGGUGGAAAAUUGACUCGAUACGAAUUUAUGUUUUAUUCUUCUUUCUCGUGUACCUGUUAGCUUUACAUCCAACCGUCUCCUCGUUGACUUUUAACUCACUACAAGGUGUAAAUAACAAUAAUAAAGCGUGUGUAGCAUGGCGGCGGCCGUGGACAGCUUUCACCUUUUGUAUAGAGAAAUUUCUCGGUCUUGCAGCUCUCACUUCGAGGCUCUGGCCCUGAUCGGAGCUCUGUACGCGGCCAGCAGAGCAGUUGUCCUGUUGAGGGACUGCUGCACGGUGGCUAGGGUCCAUUUCCUGCCGCGGAUGAUGCCCAGCGGGAGGCUGACCCAGAGAUACGGGGACUGGGCUGUUAUUUAUGGUGCAGCUGAGCCUGUAGCCGGUGCUUAUGCAGAGGAGCUGGCUCGAAGCAGCAUCAGCAUCAUCUUCAUCACGCAGGACGGCUCCUCUGUAAGAAACGCCGCUUCCUUCCUCUCCCAAACCUACGGGGUGGAGACCGCCGUCGUCACCGCCGACUUCUCUCUGGGCCAAGCGGCGGCCAAACCUGUCACAGAGGCCUUGCGGGGUAAAGACAUCGGCUUCCUGGUGAACUGUAUGGACGAAACGUCGGCUUCGCCCCGGAGCCUGAUUGAAAUUCCCGAGCAGGGCGUGUUGGAUCGGGUGAACAGGAACGUCGGCGCCGCCACUCUGAUGGCGCGACUGGUGCUGCCGGGGAUGGUGGAGCGCAGCAGGGGGGCGGUGGUCAACAUAUCCUCAGGCGCCUGCUGCAGACCACGACAUGGAAGAGUGAUGCUCUCCGCCUUCACUGGAUACCUGGAUCAUUUCUCAAGAGCUCUUCACUUUGAGUACAGCGACAAAGGGAUCUUCAUUCAAAGUCUGAUUCCUUUCCAGAUAUCUUCAUCAUCCUCAGCAGAGGGAUGGUUUGUUCCGAGCCCGGAGGUUUACGCUCGUCAUGCCGUUUCCACGCUGGGCGUCUCCAACAGAACCACGGGUUACUGGCCUCAUACACUCCAGUACGGACUCAUGAAGUGCAUUCCUGAGUGGAUCUGGAUCCUCGGGUCGCGGGUUUUACUCAGCUAAGAGCUGAAAAGCCUCUUACUGGAUCAUGUUACACAAGAAUUUAGUUUCAGUUUCUUUUGACCUUAUUUAUUGAUAUUGUCCUGAAAUAAACAGAUAAAACUUAUUAAUUUAAAGCAAUAAGUAGGGAUAACAGAUGAUAGUGUUCAUAAGAAUUCAAGAUAAUUAAAAGACGGAGCCAACAGCACUACGGCAGCCCUGUGUGACCAAAACAUACCAGUACUGAGUUUAUGAGGAGAACAAGUGUUUACUUUUUGAUUUGCUUUCUGCGUUAUUUCAACAGAUUAAAUAAAUUUUGAAGUGCUGCAGAGCGACGCUUCGUGUGUUUCCUGCUUCCAUUGACUCAGAUCAAACCAGGAUUUGGUUCAUGAGGAAAAAAUGUAAAAAUCCAGGAUUGAACCAGCAGAGAUCAGAAAAAUGGGCGGCCAUUUUAAAUAAAAAAUAAUUACAGAGUGGAUUAGAGUAGAUACUACUGCAGGGAGGUAUGGAGGAUGGAUGUUUACAGUAUUUAUACAAUAGAACAUGGCUUAAAGUCUGUAAAUAUAAAUAUUUUAAUAUUUUCUUUUAUCUAUCCAGACAUUAAAUUCCUAAUUUUCCCAGUCUGCUUCGUUAUUCUGUCAAAUUCAUCCUGCAGAAACAGAUAGAGACAAUAUUAAAAUUAUAAAACGAAGCUGCAAACACAAAGCAAUAAUAAUUAUUAUUAUUUGUGAUAUAUCACUGGGUAAAGCCACUUAAUGUCGCUCCUUCAUGAAAACAUUUCAUAAUUAAAGCUGAUCCUCCUGCAGAAUGCUGUCAGUAAUAUAAACGCCCCACGCUCUGUUAUUGUGUCUUUAGCUUAUCUGUCCAGUGAACAUAGAGGCCAGAGAGAGUGCUGCUUCUUUUUCAGUUCUGCAUUGAGCUUCAAGUAACUCCUGAAGGAACAUUAAAAUGAGUUUCUACAUUUAAUAUUUGGAGGUUUUGAUUUUCAGCUGGUGUGAUUGAAUUUGACCAAUAAAUCUUUUUCCAUUCAAACAUCAAA
Xiphophorus hellerii (green swordtail) is the source of this 2172-nucleotide messenger RNA. It is a transcript of the gene hsdl1, whose product is annotated as hydroxysteroid dehydrogenase like 1. The record is from RefSeq and is a predicted model, not a curated record. Lineage: Eukaryota; Metazoa; Chordata; Actinopteri; Cyprinodontiformes; Poeciliidae. Gene Ontology annotation, cellular component: mitochondrion. Bases 216 to 1157 code for a protein of 313 amino acids. The transcript has 5 exons.